Messenger RNA from Talpa occidentalis (Iberian mole), 545 nucleotides. It is a transcript of the gene S100A13, whose product is annotated as S100 calcium binding protein A13. NCBI's taxonomy places the organism in Eukaryota, Metazoa, Chordata, Mammalia, Eulipotyphla, Talpidae. The record is from RefSeq and is a predicted model, not a curated record. Gene Ontology annotation, cellular component: perinuclear region of cytoplasm. The transcript has 3 exons. Gene Ontology annotation, biological process: positive regulation of canonical NF-kappaB signal transduction; positive regulation of cell population proliferation. The coding region runs from base 150 to 446 and encodes 98 amino acids. Gene Ontology annotation, molecular function: RAGE receptor binding.
UCUACGGGAAACUUGACUCCUCCGGGUAAGGGAGGGCUCUUUCCUACCUCCUGGGGCGCUUAUAAACCUCAGCCCCUGAGGCGCCUGCAGGCUGCAGCCCACCUCCUAGCCCCGGUCAGCUCUGUGAGGACUUCUGCUCCAGGGUCCCAAUGGCUGCUGAGCCACUGACUGAGCUGGAGGCAGCCAUCGAGACUGUGGUGACCACCUUCUUCACCUUUGCAGGGCGGGAGGGCCGCAAGGGCAGCCUCAGCAUCAAUGAGUUUAAGGAACUGGUCACUCAGCAGCUGCCUCACCUGCUCAAGGAUGUGGGCUCCUUAGAUGAGAAGAUGAAGAGCUUGGAUGUGAAUCAGGACUCAGAGCUCAAGUUCAACGAGUACUGGAGACUGAUUGGGGAGCUGGCCAAGGAGAUCAGGAAGGAGAAAUCCCAGGAGAUUCGGAAGAAGUAAAGUCAGCUCAAUGGGAUGGGAGGCAGGGCAGGGCUGGGCAGGACCAGGCAGAACCCCACUCCUCCCAAAUAAAACUUCUUCCUUGAAACACAGAUGUUU